Messenger RNA from Pterocles gutturalis (yellow-throated sandgrouse), 918 nucleotides. Its product is annotated as zinc finger protein 239-like. Gene Ontology annotation, cellular component: nucleus. Lineage: Eukaryota; Metazoa; Chordata; Aves; Pterocliformes; Pteroclidae. Bases 1 to 918 code for a protein of 305 amino acids. The transcript has 3 exons. The record is from RefSeq and is a predicted model, not a curated record.
AUGGUGUUUGACUGUGGUGUAUUAUACAGCUGUAUACUCUACGAUGACUUUGCUGUCCUGUCAAAGCAAUGGCACAUCCUCAAAGCCUGCCUGUUCCCCAGUUUCGUGUUUGCAGUUGAGCUGCUGGCUGGGGUCUGCCUGUGUGUCCUCUCCUCUCCCCACUACGUGGGGUGCCCUGUCCCCCCACUCAGCACAACGCUGCUGCUUUCCCCCGGCAGAGCUAACGGUGGCUCUGGAGACAGCACGGGGGGAGCCGGCCGGCGCUUGGCGGUGGCUGGCGAGGUGGAGCGGCCCUACGGGUGCGAGCAGUGUGGGAAGGCCUUCGUGCAGGCCGGUGCCUUGGAGAAGCCGUACCGCUGCCCCGUCUGCGCCAAGGCCUCCGCUCUGUCCUCGGGGCUGGUUCUCCACAAGCGCACCCACACCGGGGAGCGGCCCCACGCCUGCCUGCUCUGCGGCAAGGCCUUCGUCUUCUCCUCACACCUUGCCCUCCACAUCUGCUUGCACACUGGAGAGCGGCCCUACAAGUGUGAGAAGUGUGGGAAGAACUUCCUCUCCUCUGCCCACCUCGUGUCUCACACCAGCUUCUGGAGAGAGGAACUCCGAGUGCUCCACCUCCAAGCCUUUUCUAGGUCCUCUUGUCUCCAGCUUCACGUGAGAACACACAGUGGGGAGCGGCUGUACCACUGUUUGCUUUGCAACCGGACAUACGCCAAAAUUUCUACUUUUGAAAAACAUUGUAAAAAGCACCAGCAGGAUGAAGAGAGGCCUGAUGCUAGACCCAGGCCAAUGAGCACCAGGGCAAAAGCACUGGUGGAAGAGAAAAAGAAGGAGCAGAAACAGCACCACCGCGAUGACAGUCUCGAGCAACCUCCCCAGGCUGACCCAAAGCAGCAACAGCAGCAGGUGGAAAGGCUGUAA